This is a messenger RNA of Aspergillus aculeatus ATCC 16872, 2240 nucleotides long. Its product is annotated as purine-cytosine permease family protein. Gene Ontology annotation, biological process: transmembrane transport. Gene Ontology annotation, cellular component: fungal-type vacuole membrane; plasma membrane. Gene Ontology annotation, molecular function: transmembrane transporter activity. The coding region runs from base 385 to 1965 and encodes 526 amino acids. NCBI's taxonomy places the organism in Eukaryota, Fungi, Ascomycota, Eurotiomycetes, Eurotiales, Aspergillaceae. The record is from RefSeq and is a predicted model, not a curated record. The transcript has 6 exons.
CAAUCACAACGUCCCCGUGCAUACAGGCCUCCCGUCUUCUCGCAGAACCAUAUGCAAGGGACGGCUAUCAUGAAGACGAGUAGCGUGGUUUUGUCUGUCGAUCAAGGUAUCUAAGUAAUCUGCCUGCAUGAAGACCGGUGUUCGACAACUGUACGUUACGCAGACUAUCUGGGGCGCUCGCUCUCUGUCGGUGUGGGCAAGGGUUAGUUACUACAUCUGCUAGCGAGCGAGGGCCCCAGAAAAGGUGUGAUUACUACGUUGUUCGUUCUGAGAUUAUACGGUUGAACUUGAUCUGGAUAAUUCCAGCGAAAGGACUCAUGCGCGCUUCUCGCUAUUAUCAAUCCCGCUUCUUUGGACAGGUUUGUACUGACCAACCGCAACAGCAUGUCUUCCGAACAACCAGUCGCCGCCAUGAGGCGUUCCUCUGAAAAGGACAUCGCCAACGUCCAGUCGGGUUAUGAUACCUCUCGUCCUAUGGACAAUGGCGAAGAAAAUAUCAAUCGGAUGGCGCGUGCGCCGACGCGCUUGACCUCCUAUAUCAAGAGAUUCGAGCAGCAAUUGGUCGAGUACAACUUCGAGGCUCGCGGUAUCGAACGCGUGCCGGAGAAUGAGCGGAUGACCAAGUUGACCUGGGUUGCGUACCUGCAGUCGUUUUUGCUCUGGGUCUCUAUCAAUCUAGCAGCCAACAAUAUCACUCUCGGUAUGCUGGGCCCUGCUACCUAUGGUCUGAGCUUCCGCGAUACGGCGCUUUGCGCCGUUUUCGGGGCUUUGCUUGGUAGCAUUCCCGCGGCAUGGAUGGCUACUCGAGGUCCAGUAUCUGGUAUUCGGACUAUGGCAUUCGGACGCUACUCUAUGGGCUGGUGGCCUAGCAAGCUGAUCGUCAUCUUGAAUCUGAUUCAAAUGCUUGGUUACUGUCUGAUCGACUCGGUGGUGGGCGGCCAAAUCUUAUCUGCUAUGUCACCGCAUGGAAACAUGUCGGUAGCUGUGGGUAUCGUGAUUAUCGCUAUCAUCACCUGGGUUAUCGCUACGUUUGGCAUUCAAGUCUUUCAUUAUUACGAACGCUUUGCGUUUCUUCCUCAGCUCGUGGUCGUCUCCAUACUGUUUGGCGUCUCCGCAAAACAUUUCGACCUUUCGGCCUCAUCCACCGGGGAUGCUCGCACAAUUGCUGGAAACAGAUUGUCGUUCUUCUCCCUCUGUGUUAGUUCCGCAAUAACUUACACGCCACUUGCAGCGGACUUCUUUGUCUACUACCCUCAGAAUACCUCCAAAUGGGCCCUUUCCUCUCUAUCUCUGGCGGGGCUGAUAUGUUCGUUCACCAUGGCGAUCAUUUGCGGUGCUGGCCUCGGAUCAGGUGUCGCCAACUAUGCGAAAUAUAGCGAAGCAUAUUCCGUCGGUGCGGGAGCACUCAUUGUUGAAGGCUUUAGCCCGCUGGGUGGGUUCGGCAAAUUCUGCUCGGUGGUUGUCGCGCUGGGUUUGAUCGCCAACACCGUGGCUCCUUCCUACUCGGCUGGAGUUGAUUUUCAGAUUCUCGGACGUUAUGCGGAAAAGGUUCCACGAGUGCUCUGGAACACCUUUGGAGCAGUGAUCUUCACUGUAUGCGCCUUGGCCGGCCGGAGCAACCUCUCUGAUAUCUUCACCAACUUCCUGGCUCUAAUGGGCUAUUGGGUGGUCAUGUGGGUGGUCAUCAUUCUAGAAGAACAGCUCAUCUUCCGGUUCCGUAGCGGGUACAAUUGGUACGCUUGGAACGAUCCGUCUAAGCUGCCCGUUGGCAUCGCCGCUUUGAUCGCCUUUCUGGUUGGCUGGGCCGGUGCGAUUCUGUGCAUGGCACAGGUGUGGUAUAUCGGACCCAUCGCGCGCUUGGUGGGCGAGUAUGGUGCUGAUAUGGGCCUCUAUGUCGCGUUCUCUUGGACAGGCCUGGUGUAUCCUCCUCUUCGGUACCUCGAGCGGCGUUACUUCGGCCGGUGAUCUGAUGAAAUACUUUGAACACCGAAUUGUCUUUGCGAGUGCUGAGUUGGAGCUGGGUUGAAGUGUAACUGCUUUGGAUGCGAGUUAGGUUAGUCGAAGGGGUCGUCGUGGUGAUAUAAGACGAGCCAUAAAAGUUAUAUAUUAUUGUAUAAUAUGAUGUUUGUCAUGAUACGCGUGGUAUUGGGGGGGGGGCACGGACUUCAUUGUCGUUAAAGCUAUAACAAAUAGCGUAUAUUGCUCAUUUCGAGGCAUAUAAUAUUGAUUGCCUUUGUCAU